GUAAUCCGGGCGCGACCUCGAAAUCCCCAAGAUCGACGUGUUCACGUAAGACGACGUUUUUUUGAUCCGGAAUACUUCCAAGGCCUCCCAAACAGAGGCUUCACUUCAAAACGAUGUCUGCUAGACCACUUCGAGAAGCGCCUCGAGAUCUAGACUCAAUAGCCAAACAAGAGGAAGCCCUCAUCCUACCACAUUUCACGGCCGACGAUGCGUUGGAAAUUGGUCUCUCGAUCCGCAACCGCCUGAGAGCCCUGACCCAUCUCUCCGCAGUCGUGAACAUCUCGCUUGCGAACAGCAACAACCUCCUCUUCCACGCCGUCAGCCGGCCCGGGGUACAACCUGACAAUGACAUCUGGGUAUCCAGGAAGAGAAAAACGGUACUGCGGUGGGGCGUGAGUACGUGGUUCAUGCACAACAAGAUGCACGGGGACGAGGAGGCUUUCAGGAAGAAGUACAUGCUCGGCGAGUCGGCCGGGGAAUAUGCCAUUCACGGAGGAGGUCUGCCCAUCAGGGUCAGGGGGGUCGAGGGCAUCGUUGCGGUCCUCGUCGUGAGUGGCCUCAAGCAGCACGAGGACCAUCAAAUUGUCGUGGAGGCUCUGGAAGAGUUCUUGGACGACACAGAGAACGAGCCCAGGUCGCCAUCAGGUCCCGAGCCAUAACCUGGAUUCUGGACGUGUGGUCUACGACUGUGGUGUGUCUAUAACGGGAACUACAGGACAGUGUACAUACCAAGAACUAAUCAAUCUCUAUCAAGGUAAUUACGAUCGUCUGGCGCUGGUUGCAUGGAGACUCUCGACUUCAAUGACGAAGCAGCGGUUUCGACAUGUUUUCAAUGCAAUUUCGCAGUCCUCCUACUGGGUUGAAAUGGCUUCUACUAUCCAGCUUCUCUUAUGAUUCAGCUCACAGAACUUGAAACUGUGAAUAAUAUUUCCUACCAACUUUGGC
This is a messenger RNA of Exophiala oligosperma, 945 nucleotides long. RefSeq lists its product as uncharacterized. The transcript is spliced from 2 exons. The record is from RefSeq and is a predicted model, not a curated record. The coding region runs from base 114 to 659 and encodes 181 amino acids. Gene Ontology annotation, cellular component: TRC complex. Gene Ontology annotation, biological process: post-translational protein targeting to endoplasmic reticulum membrane. NCBI's taxonomy places the organism in Eukaryota, Fungi, Ascomycota, Eurotiomycetes, Chaetothyriales, Herpotrichiellaceae.